AGGGAGGCUGAGGCAGACAUGGAGCCCCUCGGCCCCUUCCUCCCGCUCUUCUUCCUCCUCUUCCUCUCCGCCGGGGCGACCGCAGCCGAGGGGGAAGAGCCGAAGCCGAGCCGAGGCGGAAACAUCCGAGCCGAGGACCAGGGCCUGGUCUCCGAGUACUUCUCCCAGGCUUCCCAGCCGCUCAUUCCCUACAGCUGGUACGGCAAUGCCAAGCUCUUCUCCUUCCGAGUCCCAGAGGACGCCCUGCUGUUGCGUUGGCUGCUGCAGGCCUCCCGUGGGAAGGGACGCUCGUGCCAUGACGUGGAGAUCUCUGUCCACGUCCGCUUUGGAGCCCCGCCAGUCAUCAACCCACUGAGCACCCAGUUCCCGGCCAACGUGAGUGUCCGCCUGGCCCACCGCCUGAGCCUGAGCCUCUCAGCUGCCCGGCAGAACAGCACCUUCCUGAACCUCACCAGCCCCGCUGCAGGCUACUGGUUUCUUGUUGCCCACCUGCCAAAGGCUGACGGGAAGAUUCAGGUGCAGGGCGUCUCCUCUCCAUGCUCCUACGUCUUCCAGCCAGACUUGUUUGUGCUGCGCAUGGUGGACAUGCCCAUCCUACAGCCCAAUAUCCCUCUGCGCCGAACCAUCUGGACAAACCGACCUCUCCACGCCAAGGUCUUUGUCCCUUCAUACAGUGCCAUGCUUCACUUGGAACUAGGGGCCUGCACCGUCAACGUCUCCUCCACCCCUUGUGCUGUGCGGGUGAUGCUGGGCUUGGUCACACUGUCUGAGUCCUUCAGUCGGAAGGAAUUCAACUGCACAGGGCCCUGCAACCUCUUCCUUGCUUCGCCUCCCUGGGAGAAGUGGCUGCGCAUCACAGUGGACAGCCUCAGUGGCCCUGGGGCUGGUGUCUCCUUCACGGUGACUGCCUCCUUCACAGCCUGCUGGCCAGGGGGCCCCAGCUCCUUCCUGAGCUUCUUCCAGAGCCUGAACCGGAGCCAGGAGGUCUCUCAGCCGGGAGGCAGGCCCAGCAAUGCCACGCUGCCAGCCAAUACAGAGGUCGCCGACCCUCCUGGCUCCUGCCUGCGGGACCACGCCGUCAUCCGGGAGGACCUGGACAUAGUCUGGGUGCGCUUCCGCAUCCUGGGUGAUACCAACAUUCCCGUCCAGGCCCAGCUGCCCAGCCUUCUCCUCCUGAACCUCGAUUCCAUCGCAGACAGUGGGGGGACCCUGGUGGUGAACUUGCUGCUGAACAAGACCUCCCCGGGCAUUGGGAACGCCACUGUCCGGGCCUGCCUGAGUGCCGCCUCCCCCGUCCUGUCUCUGAAUGCCACAGAAGACUGUGAGACAGGUGAGCACGUGAGUGGCAGAUCUGUUCUUUCUGCCCAGGGCCCUAUGUGGCUGGACUGUCCUUCAGGAGUCGAGGGGGGGGGGGGAGAGGCCCAUGGACCUCCCUCUCUCUCCCUCUCUUCCCUUACUUCCUUCACAGCAUUCUUCCAAGGCUAUGGGCUAAACGUCAGUACCUCAUCCCCGGAGGCCUCCCUUGUAGUCCCUUACCCAGAGUCUGACAACUGGUUCCUUUCCCUCCAGCUCGUCUGCCCUGAACCAUCAGCGGAAUGCCUCCAGGCCAAGGCCCAGCUGGUCGUCCUCGCCUACCUCAGUCCCUGCGUCGACGACUGCGGGAUGUAUGGUCAAUGCAGCCUCAUGAGGCGCCACGGCUACCUCUAUGCUGGCUGCAACUGCAAGGCCGGUUGGGGUGGCUGGGGUUGCACUGAUGGCACCAAAGCCCAGAGCCUGGGGGCCCAGACGCUGGCCAUCCUCCUGCUAACACUCAGCAACCUCCUCUUCUUGCCAGCCAUCGUGGUGGCCCUGCAUCGCUACCACCUGGUGGAAGCCGCCGUCUACACCUUCACCAUGUUCUUCUCCGCAUUCUACCAUGCCUGUGACCAGCCUGGCGUUGUGGUCUUCUGCAUCAUGGAUUACGACACGCUGCAGUACUGUGACUUCCUGGGCUCUGUUGUCUCCUUAUGGGUGACCAUUCUCUGCAUGGCCCGAAUCAAAACGAUGCUGAAAUACGUCCUUUGUGUGCUGGGGACCCUCUUCAUCGCCAUGUCUCUGAGCCUGGACCGCAGAGGGGUCUGGAACAUGUUGGGGCCCAGCCUUGUCGCCCUCACCAUCAUGACCAGCGCAUGGGUUUUCCGCUGUGUGAACCGGCGCCACUGCUACCCGCCCUCCUGGAGGCGGUGGGCCUUUUUCCUCCUCCCCGGGGUCGGCCUGGCCCUCGUGGCCGGAUCAGUGUAUGCCCUCACGGAGACCUCUGAGAACUACUACUACACGCACAGCCUGUGGCACAUGCUGGUGGCCACCAGCCUGGUCUUCCUCCUCCCACCGGGAGAGAAGCAGCAGGAGUCCUGGUCAUGGUCUUGGUCCCGCAAGCUGUUCUGCCGCUACGAGAUCUGCCAAAAUGACCGGGAUGAGAUGUACACUGCGACGUGACACUCCUGGCUUUCUUGUCCGGAGCUCCCAGCCUCCUCUCUCCAGCCCGACCCUCCUUCCCUUUCUCCAGGCAGAAGGACCACCACAGGGCCCUCAUCCAGGGACUCUUCCUGAGGUGCCAAGCGGCUCAGCAUGGGGCUGGUCAACCAGACUCUGGGCUUGAUUGCUUUUCCUUGGGAGCUCUGAAAACACCAGAAACCGCCAGCCUGCCCUGGGCCCUUCUUCCUCUUGAAAGGCCAGCACUUGGGCUCUGGGAGCUUUUGGCCCUUGAUGCGGGUUCUCUUUGGGGAAAGUGGCCAAGGUCCCUGAAGGGCUGCCUGGGAGGGACCGACUCCUGGAGCCCUGCCUUAAGCCUUGCUUGGGGCCCCUCGCUUGUGCGGCAGGGACCUCGAAUGAGAAAAGACACCUCAGGAAGAGCCUCAGCCGCUGAAGCUCACACAGUUCAGUCCGUCACUUUCUCUUUUAGUUCGUUGUGUUUGUUUGUUUUUUAAAAGCCACAGAAAUGCCCUUGAUCUUUAUUUUUUUAUGUGUGUUUUUAUUUAAUUAAAACUGCUGCUUGCACUUGUUGUGUCUCUUUGGGUUUUUUUAAGUGGGUUUCCAGGUAUCCAGUUAAAAGCAAUUAAAAUGUUGGAUUGCUGUGAGUUUUCCAGGCCAUGUUCCAGAAGCAUUCUCUCUUGAUGUUUUGUCCACAUCUAUGGUUGAGAGGUCUGUUGAAAACUAGGCAAGUGGGGUUGAUAUAUCUGUGAAAGGUCCAGGGUGGAAGAAAACUCUUGUCUGUUGGAGGCAAGCGUGAAUGGUGCAAUUAAUCAAUUUGAUUACCAUUGAAUAGCUGUCACUUUCUCUUUUAGAUCAUUGUGUUUGUUUGUUUUUAAAAAGCCACAGAAAUGCCCUUGAUCUUUUUUUUUUUAAUGUGUGUUUUUAUUUAAUUAAAAUUGCUGCUUGCA
Messenger RNA from Anolis carolinensis (green anole), 3419 nucleotides. It is a transcript of the gene pgap6, whose product is annotated as post-GPI attachment to proteins 6. The transcript is spliced from 12 exons. Gene Ontology annotation, cellular component: membrane. Bases 19 to 2475 code for a protein of 818 amino acids. The record is from RefSeq and is a predicted model, not a curated record. Lineage: Eukaryota; Metazoa; Chordata; Lepidosauria; Squamata; Anolidae.